UUAUAUUUACUUUUUAUAGGUGUACAAAUAAUUCAAAAUUUAUCAAUUUCUUCCUGUGAAGGAGGAUAUUUUGAAAUAAACGCAGUCCUGUUGCCCGGAGCAACGGGUAUUGUCAUGAGAGUAUUUGAUUCUCAAAAGAACCUCCUUUCAUUUCCACAAGAAAUAAAGUGUGAUGAUGAAGGCUUAAUCGUCGCUAAUAGUUCAGGAAAACUUGAACCAGGCAAUUACACUGUUGAAAUAGCCUAUUUCAAUGGAGAUGGAACUAUUGAUAACUCAUCUACAAGUUACCGGUACUUUAAUCUCAGUUGUAGUACAGAUGAUAUAUUAAGUACUACUCCUCCUCCUACUACUACUACUAAUAUUCCAUUGACUUCGAUAGUAAUAGUGUGUGUUAUAGCAGCAAUAGUAGCAACUAUUGUCAUUUUUGUAGUAAUAAUAGUAUUAAUAAAGAUAAAGUCUAAAAAAAGUAAAUACACUGUAAGUGACAAAGGAGUUACAUACUCUGCUAAGGAUGUGACUAUUGUAAUUGAAGAUUCAGAGCAGCAAAAAAGGUACAAGUAUAUUUAUAAUAAUGAUGUUCUGUUUUGUGUUUCUUUCCUUUUAGUAAAACUGAAGGGGAUAUACCAGCACCUCACUCUGUACCUGUAGUUGAUACAGAAUCACAUUCUGAGAGCCAACCCCAUCCUCCUCGAAAUUAUCCUAAACCUGAAAAUCUCCCAGCUCCUAACACACCGACUAAUACAGAUGCAUCUACUAAACCAUUAAUUGGUAAUGGUGGUGGAAGC
Messenger RNA from Amphimedon queenslandica, 785 nucleotides. RefSeq lists its product as uncharacterized. The transcript has 4 exons. NCBI's taxonomy places the organism in Eukaryota, Metazoa, Porifera, Demospongiae, Haplosclerida, Niphatidae. The record is from RefSeq and is a predicted model, not a curated record. Bases 115 to 648 code for a protein of 177 amino acids.